Molecule: messenger RNA, 324 nt
Organism: Protopolystoma xenopodis
Lineage: Eukaryota; Metazoa; Platyhelminthes; Monogenea; Polystomatidea; Polystomatidae
Source: the annotation of a GenBank genome assembly
AUGGUUGACUCUACCUCCGACGAAAAUUUCUAUGAUUCUGUUUUCUGUUGGGUUCGUCACCUCGAGAUGGCAGAGAAGGAAAUAAAUGCGCAUUUGAAUCAUAAUGCUACUGACGAUAGUAAACUACAUACCGACAGCAACCAGUGCUUGGUGCUACUUCAAAGAAGUCUUGAUCCUGUUUGGGUGCUUAUUGCCAACUGCCUUCUUGAGCAGGGCCUGUUCUUCGAAGUACAGGUGAGUACUUCGUUGGUACUUAUUUCAUUAAAUUUAGGUUUCCUCCAUUUUCGUACAAUUUUCGAGUGCUUUUAUUAUUUUGAGAACUAG